Messenger RNA from Selaginella moellendorffii, 3559 nucleotides. RefSeq lists its product as uncharacterized. The transcript has 26 exons. Gene Ontology annotation, molecular function: ATP binding; ATP hydrolysis activity; kinase activity. NCBI's taxonomy places the organism in Eukaryota, Viridiplantae, Streptophyta, Lycopodiopsida, Selaginellales, Selaginellaceae. The record is from RefSeq and is a predicted model, not a curated record. Gene Ontology annotation, cellular component: cytoplasm. Bases 70 to 3042 code for a protein of 990 amino acids.
CCCAGGGGACAAAAAAAUAUGGCAGCUAGUUUUUAGGGUUUCUUGGCGAGAGCUGGAGGAGGAGGCUCGAUGGACGACGCGACGCUGCACCAGGUCGUGCAGCAGCACGGGAUCAGCGUUCUUGGCCAGCAUCACCAGCCGAUUUCGGAGCAUGCGCCAUCGUCGCUGGUCCAAUCGCUCGCGCUUCAUGUGUCUUUCGAUCAUGGAUAUUUCCUGACCGUGAGAGCGAUUCAAGAACUCCGCGACAAGAGGAAUUGCUCGGUCUCUGUCGGCAUCGGAGGUCCCAGUGGAUCAGGGAAAACCAGCUUGGCGGCAAGAAUCGCAUCGGUUCUUGGUGGCGUUGUCAUUUCCAUGGAGAAUUAUCAUGAUCCUCGAUUGCCUGUUGACGACAGCAACGAUAAAGAUUCAGUCGACUUCGACUUGCUGAUAAAAAAUCUAGAAGACUUGCUAAAGGGGAAGGAUAUCACGGUCCCAUCGUUCGAUUUUCAGCAGAAAAAGCGGACAGGCUUUAAACCUCUUAAAGCUCCAAAGUCGGGAGUGGUUAUUGUCGAUGGAACAUACGCAUUGCAUGCAAAGUUGCGGUCAUUUUUGGACAUACGAGUUGCUGUGGUAGGAGGCGUGCAUUUCAGCUUGCUAUCCAAGGUCCGGAGAGAUAUCGGAGAUACUUUUUCUCUGGAUCAUCUUCUGGACAGCAUAUUUCCAAUGUUCAGAACGCACAUAGAGCCUGACCUCCACCACGCCCAGAUCAGAAUUAGCAACACUUUUGUUUCUUCUUUACGAGAGCCUUAUUACAUUUUGAAAUGCGAGAAGCAGGUGCUUAAGACGUCGUUAGAGUUCCUGUUCAGCUCGUCCAAAAUUCGCCAUGAACAGUUCAUCGAAAUGUAUUUGCGACCACCUACACUUUUCGAGAAUAGUAAGCCAAGUGAUUGGAUCAGAAUGCGACAAUGUGGGAUAAGAUACGAUCUUGCCGAGAGCGAUCAAAGAAUCGUGGAUAAAAAUUUUGUAAUCAAGCCGAAAGUGGAGUUUGAGGUGGGUAAAACAACUUUGGGAGGACUAUUGGCACUGGGUUACCAGGUUGCGGUUAGCUACAAACGUGACUCUGCAAUCAUGGACAAUGGAAAAGUCGCGAUCUCAUUGGAAAGCCUUGAUGACCUGGACAAGACGUUUGUUCAACUCAAAGGCACCGAUCGUAAAGUCGUAUCGGCUGAAGCAACAAAGCUGGGUCUUGAAGGUCCGUGGAUCACAAAGUCCUAUAUGGAAAUGAUUCUUGAGAAGAAAGGUCCACCACGCAUGGAUUCUCCGCCUCUACCUUCUUCUGCCUUCCUCACAACGAUGAGUUCUCCAACGUUUACAUCCGUUGAAAGAAAUGUAGUGUCUCCUCGACCACUGCGGGUGAAAGCGGAAAGAUCGUACAAUCUAGACAUGUGGACAAGGUCACCAACAAAGUCUGACGUCGAGCCUCUAAGUGGAUCCUGGCAUAUCACUACAAAUUCUGGAAUGACAUUUAGAGGUGAUAGCUUUGCUCCAACGUCCGAUGUUUACUUUCCAUCUGAUCAGGAAGUGUCUGAAACUUCUCCAAGGGAAUCAGUGAAACUCUUGCCUAUGCCUGAAGUUUUCGACUUCGAUAGAGGACUUCUGCUUGCAGUGCAGGCGGUUCAGACCCUUCUAAAUAAGAAAGGCGCUCCAAUCAUCGUCGGUAUAGGUGGUCCAAGCGGCUCGGGAAAGACCAGCUUGGCUCACAAAAUGGCUAAUAUUGUAGGCUGUGAAGUGAUCUCUAUGGAGAAUUACUUCAAAACCGAGGAGAUAAAAGAGUUCAAGUAUGACGACUUCACAACUCUCGAUUUGGCACUUUUGCUGAAGAAUAUUGAGGAUGCGAAAACUAUGCGACCUACAAGAAUUCCAGUCUUCGAUUUUGAGAGAAACGUCCGGAGUGGAACAAAGGAAUUGGAAGUUUCAGACGAGUGUGGAGUAGUAAUAGUGGAAGGUGUUUAUGCGUUGCAUCCAGACAUUCGAGGCUUUCUAGACAUGUCGAUUGCAGUUGUUGGGGGCGUGCAUUCACACCUCGUCACACGAGUCAUGCGGGAUCUUGAGCAAACUGGGAGAUCAGUUUCGCGACAAGAAGUUAUGACUACUGUUUUCCCCAUGUUCCAGCAGCAUAUUGAACCCCACCUCAUGCAUGCACAUCUCAAAAUAUGCAAUGAUUUUGAUCCCGUUCAUUCUCCCGAAAGUUCCAUGUUCGUUCUAAAAAGCAGCAAGGAGGUUGCAUACGAGGAGAUUGCAAAGGUCUUGGACCGUGACAAAAUGACCACCACUGUACAGACGUUUACAGACAUCUAUUUUCACCUACCUGGACUUCCUUCUACGAAUAACCAUUACUCUGAGAGCAAGUGGAUACGCGUCCGCAAUUGCGAGGGACGUUUUGCUCUGCUCAUUAGGGAGCCAAUUAGAGAAGGCAAUUUCAUCAUUCAACCAAGAGUUGAUUUUGACAUCAGUGUAAGGACCGUAGCAGGAUUGUUAAGCUUAGGUUACCAGGCUGUUGCUUACAUUGAGGCCACUGCAACCAUCUACCAAGAUGAUAAGCUUCUGAUCGAGGUUGAUCAUCUAAAGAACAUCUCUACUCCGUACAUUCAAAUCAAAGGUUCGAACAAAGAAGCUGUAGCAACCGCUGGUCAUGCACUUAAGCUGGAUGGAAACUACACCACCUCACCUUACAUAGAGAUCAUCCUGGCGAACAGACCAGCUUUUGGUGAUGGCAUCACUGGCGUUCAUGACUCUCAAGCAGCCAGACUCCAGGAGCUAGUGGAUUUUGUGCAAGCACAGGACGAAGCCAUUCAUUAUUUCGCAUUGCAGGGUGGAAAUCCCAGCUCGGAAACACUGGCGAGUCCAGCAUUAUCUGUUGAGGGCGUGCUGGAUGGUUUCGACGCCAGAUUGAAGAGGCUUGAGAGAUGGCAAAUCAUAAACACGGUUCUCUGGACAUUUUUCGUGUCAGCGUUCAUUGGCUACGUACUUUACCAACGAUCGGCCAGGCGCCCAAGCAGAUAAGAUUCAUUUUCUUCUUUGCUGAGGAGGUAAAAGAACGGAAACUCUGUAAGUUCUCGCAUUUGGAACACGCAGCAACCAAUGGCAGCAUGUUUUCAAAACUUCACUGUUUAAGCUUAGUAGCGCUAGUGCCGCCCGAGGGAUUCAAACACGUUACAUCGAGCUCAGCACUGGAAGUCGUAGCAGCAAGGUAGCUGUUGUUUACAUUGUUGCAUUUACUUACUACUAUAGAUCAAGGAACACAGCGUUGAUCAGGACUUUGUCCAGAAAUUCCAGCGCAACGACAGAGAUUUUUAGCAGCGAUGAGGAUGACCAAGGUGAUUGGAUCCUCCACCCGGCUUGGCUGCUCGGAUGGGACGCCGAGACGUCGAGCGGAGUUCGUGCGCGGUCACAGCGAUUCUUGGUGGACACGGCGAGUGGAAGCACUUGGAGGAGUGUAAUGAUGUUUGUGAGCAUUGACUGGAUCCAGCCACUGAGGACUUUUGAGGACUGUGCUACGAGCCGAUUUGAAUGCGUGAGA